AUGAAUUCCAAAUAUGUAAUUAAUAUAUAAUUUUAAAUCAUUAUUAAAAAUACUUAAAUAUAUUUUGAAAAUAAAUUUAACAUUGAUAUCUAUUAAUUGUAAACUCUUUAUAGUUAUUAGAAAAAGAAGCGAAAAUAGAAGGGAUAAGGUAAAAAUAUGAAUUAACAAAAAUAAGAGAAGAUAUAUAAAUAAAAAAGUAGAAUAAUCAAUAAAUUAAUAAAGAAUUCAUCAUUCCACAACCUAUUCAAAAUUAGAAUUUAAGUGAUAUCCCAAUAGAAGAAUAUAUUAAGUAAGAUUUUAGAUUGGGAUAUGACGUGGAUGGAGAUAAUUAUUUAUAAACUGGAUUAGAAAUAUGGCCUAAAUUUAAUAAAAAAUUUUUGAAAACUCAAUUCGCCUUUGAGGAGGACUUAAGUCUAAAUUCAACUAGAAGAUGGUGAGUCCUUUGGUAAGAGAAGCAGAAGAAUUUCAUUUAUAUUAUGUGUCAAUAAUUCUAGAUAGAGAAG
Molecule: messenger RNA, 503 nt
Organism: Paramecium primaurelia
Lineage: Eukaryota; Ciliophora; Oligohymenophorea; Peniculida; Parameciidae
Source: the annotation of a GenBank genome assembly